CUCUCUCUCUCUCUCUUUGUCUCUUUCUGUCUUUCCAUCAUCCUGCAUUUAAAUUCUCUUAUUUUCCAGCAAAAAAAUAUCUCAGAAGAAGAUGGCUUCACUUACUUCUAUUGCCACCCCUUAUCGCAGCUCAACCUAUCCAUCUUCGUCGCAAGCUUUACGUGUCAAACUCACCGGAAACACUCUGUUCUCAGCUGGAGUUAGAUCCCCUGCUUCUUCUUCUUCUUCAUCAUCGUUUCUGACUAUUCGAAGCGCUGCAACGAAACCUGACAAACCAGCAGCUGAAGUCGAUUGGAGACAGAAGAGAGAGCUUCUACUGGAGAAAAGGGUGAGAAGUGUGGACGUGAAGGAAGCUCUGCGGUUACAGAAAGAGAACAACUUUGUGAUUCUCGAUGUUAGACCAGAAGCUGAGUACAAGGAGGGUCAUCCUCCGGGAGCUAUCAAUGUGGAGAUGUACAGACUGAUACGAGAAUGGACGCCAUGGGACAUAGCUCGUCGUCUUGGAUUUGCAUUCUUCGGUAUCUUCUCUGGCACAGAAGAGAAUCCAGAGUUUAUCCAAAGUGUAGAAGCUAAACUUGACAAAGAGGCAAAGAUAAUAGUAGCUUGUUCAUCCGCAGGGACUAUGAAGCCGACUCAGAAUCUCCCUGAAGGCCAACAAUCUAGGUCUCUCAUAGCUGCUUAUGUUCUGGUCCUGAACGGCUAUAAGAACGUAUUCCACCUUGAAGGUGGAAUCUACACAUGGAGCAAGGAAGGCCUUCCUAUUGAAUCUGAAGAAGACUAACUUCACCUCUCAGGUCUUAUAUCCAGUUUUGUAUCUCUGUCGAAUUAAGGUAGUGGCAUUUAGAGGUUUGGCUUUUCCAGAAUGUGUUUUUAAAGUUUGUAAAACUUCAGAUAUUACCAAUGAAAAGCAAACCAGAAUCCAGACAACUUUGAUCAA
Raphanus sativus (radish) is the source of this 937-nucleotide messenger RNA. Its product is annotated as rhodanese-like domain-containing protein 14, chloroplastic. The record is from RefSeq and is a predicted model, not a curated record. Gene Ontology annotation, cellular component: chloroplast. Bases 92 to 781 code for a protein of 229 amino acids. The transcript has 6 exons. Lineage: Eukaryota; Viridiplantae; Streptophyta; Magnoliopsida; Brassicales; Brassicaceae.